Molecule: messenger RNA, 1080 nt
Organism: Macrosiphum euphorbiae (potato aphid)
Lineage: Eukaryota; Metazoa; Arthropoda; Insecta; Hemiptera; Aphididae
Source: the annotation of a GenBank genome assembly
AUGAGCCGUGGCCGAAGAAAACUGUUGGUGUACGGGCUGGUCGUCGGCACGUUACUGUUGCUGGCGUACAAGCUGCGCACGUGCCCCGAACCCGAACCCCAAACCAUGUUCAUGAUGCCGAAAGACAAAUUUGUUACCGAUGAAAACAUGAAGAUCUACUCUUAUGAUCGAAAUAUGCCACUAAUAUUCAUCGGUGGCGUGCCCAGAUCCGGCACUACGCUCAUGAGAGCCAUGUUGGACGCUCAUCCGGACGUCCGGUGUGGCCAGGAGACUCGGGUAGUGCCAAGGAUCCUGCAGAUGCGCAAUCACUGGUACAAAUCGUCCAAAGAGUCACUUCGGCUGAAGGAAGCCGGAGUCUCUGAAGAAGUCAUCAACUCCGCGGUUGCUUCGUUCAUUCUCGAAGUUAUCGCUCGGCACGGGGUGCCGGCACCCCGACUGUGCAACAAAGACCCGCUGGCGCUCAAGUCCAUGGACUAUCUGAAGGUGUUGUUUCCCAACGCCAAAUACAUAUUCAUGGUUCGCGACGGCCGAGCAACCGUCCAUUCGAUCAUAUCGCGUAAAGUGACAAUCACCGGUUUCGACUUGAACAGCUAUAGACAGUGUCUGGAAAAAUGGGACGACGCCAUCGGCGUCAUGUACAAAAACUGCAACAAAGUCGGGGCCGGAUACUGUCUGAUGGUGUACUACGAGCAAUUGGUGUUGAGGCCUCGGGCCACGUUGACCGAGAUUCUCAACUUCCUGGAUAUCCCGUGGAAUGAGACGGUGCUCCACCACAAUGAAAUGAUCAACAAGCCCGGAGGGAUCGCCCUGUCGAUGGUGGAACGUUCGUCCGACCAAGUGGUCAGGCCGCUGUACCAAGAAGCGCUGACCAAAUGGGUGGGCCAGAUACCCGACGACGUGGUCAACGACAUGGCAAACAUCGCACCCAUGCUGAGCACUCUUGGGUACGACCCGGCAGCCAAUCCACCCACAUACGGCAUCCCGGAAAACGUGGCCUCACCAGAGCAUCAGUACGAGUCGAGUGCCAGUGGUGAUUCGACGAAGCAAACCACCACGCGCAAGCGGUACCUCCUAAUAUAA